Molecule: messenger RNA, 1839 nt
Organism: Helobdella robusta
Lineage: Eukaryota; Metazoa; Annelida; Clitellata; Rhynchobdellida; Glossiphoniidae
Exons: 14
Coding region: 1-1839 (612 amino acids)
Biological process (GO): intra-Golgi vesicle-mediated transport
Cellular component (GO): Golgi membrane
Source: RefSeq, a predicted model, not a curated record
AUGUCAAAUAGUCUUAAUUCAAUGUACGAAUACUGGAAGGCUUUUGAACUCGUAAACAUUCAAAGAGAUCUUGACAAAGAUGCUGCAGAAAUAGCAACCCGUCAAGAUGAGAGUGAAGUUUCUAGGAAGAAGCUCGUUGAAAUGACCAAAGAAUUUAAACGGACCACCCCAGAUGAAAUUAAAAAAAUUGUGGCCCCACUGUUGAGACUUUUUCAAGCUGAAAUCGAUGCCCUAUCAAAGAGGAGCAAAAUCGGAGAGACUGCAUUCUUAAAUAUCUAUAAAAAGAUUUUGGAAAUUCCAGACCCAACAGUAGCUUUGGAGUACAGUUUACAAUUGCAGAAGAGGGCAUCAAGGUUACCCGAACUAGAACUGAUCAACAAGCAAUUAAAAGAUAGGCUGGAUGAGUAUAAUAGUGAAUUUGCUGAAGUUAAAAAUCAAGAAAUAACGGUGAAACAGUUGAAGGAGAAGAUAAAAGAGUUUGAAGACAAGAUGGAGAUGCAGGCUAAUGAGAAAGAGCUGCAGAGGAACUACGUAGAGAAAGAAAAAAAUUGGAUUGACAAGCAGACUGAUCUGGCAAAGAAACUUGGAGAGGCCGAACACAGAGUUAAUACUCUUCAAUCUGCUCUCAAUUCAGUGCAGUCUGAUUUGUUUGAUGUCAAGGCAAAACACGACGAAGCGAUGGCGGCGAAAUCUGACGAGGUUGACCUCCUCAUUGGUGACCUUGAGAGGGCAAACGAGCGAGCACUGACUGCAGAGAGGUUGCUGGAGCAGCUGCGCAAUCUGGGCGACAACAACGACGACCACAACCUAGCUACCGUUAUUAAGGACAGCAAUGACGUCAGCAGUGGUAGGGAUGUACACAGACGCGAUGAGCUGUCGGCCGGCCAUGCCAUUGAUAUUUUGAAGAGGGCUAGCUUAGAAGUUGAACUGGCUGCUAAAGAGAAGGAGGUUUCUCAGUUGGUUGAGGAUGUACAACGCCUUCAACAAAGGGUGAACAAGCUUCGAGACUCAAGCUCCUCUCAAUUGGCCAGAUUGGAGGAAGAGCUGGCCAAUAAGAAUGAAGCAUUCGAUAAGUUGCAGGCGCUGCUUAAGAAGCAAGAAGAUUACGAUGAGAUUAGGAGAGAGUUGAGGGCUGAAACGAAAAGUUUGGAAACGCUGCUUUUGGAGAAGAACCGACUGCUACAGAACGAGAACACCACCAUCAAAUGCGCCUUCAACGAUGUAAAAGAGAGGUGCCAGAAGUUGCAGGAGCAGUACUCGGAUUCGAUCCGAAUGAUGCAGGAUCAGAAGAGGUUGAUACUGCAGCUGGAGGAAGAUCUAAGGAGUGUUAAUGCACUGUCUGUUAUGUUUAGAGGAGACGCAGAGGGUGAGGCAGUGACGACCAAUCAGACUGCAGACAUUGUGGCAAGCAUUGUUAAAGAGACUUCUACAAAUGUUUCAACCCUGUCAAAAACUACUACCGCAUCUAACUUAGAAAGUAGUAGGGACGCCGGAGGUGGUAAUGGCAGCAGCAGUAUUGGUGGUAGCGACAGCAGCAGCAUCAUCACCAGCAGCAGCAGCAGCAAAAGUUCGUCCGACGGCCUGAUAACGAUCAUACAAAAUCAGAGAGAGAGGUUUAGAUUGAGAGCCCAAGAACUGGAAACUGUGUCCCUAGUGCAGCAGCAGCAGAACCAGAUGCUUCAAAACGAGAUGGACAAGUUGAGGUCGGAUAAUUUGAAGCUGUACGAGAAGAUAAAGUUCCUACAAGGCUAUUCACACAAUGCUAAGGUACUGUACAAGUUGGCCUACACCGCUUCAUGCCAGAGAGAUUCUGCAGCUGAAGACUGGCACCAGAAGUAA